Messenger RNA from Menidia menidia (Atlantic silverside), 2833 nucleotides. NCBI's taxonomy places the organism in Eukaryota, Metazoa, Chordata, Actinopteri, Atheriniformes, Atherinopsidae. The record is from the annotation of a GenBank genome assembly.
AGAAAUCCUGUAGCAGUUCAUUUGCAUCCACAUUCGCUUGAAAGUGAGCAGUUGGUUAAAAUCAACACUGUAACCAAGAAAAUGCAGAACCACACCAGAAGAAGGCUUUCAGAAGUUUCAGAGAGUUCUAUUUUGUGAUGUGGAAACUCACCCACCGGACCAGACGCUGACAGCUUAAUUAGAGUGCUGCCUGUCGCGCGUUGAGCCUGAAAGCAGCCGGACGGAGCCAUCGAGGACGAGCAACGGGACUCCUGACCCUCCACUCCCAGAAACCACCGGCCUCCUCACCGCUUCUCUCAGUUUCAGGUUUCAUUGCUGAUUCAGGGCUCCAUCAUGGCCGCCACUCCGAUCUCCCCAGAGGAACUGGAGGAACUUAAAGACGCCUUCGCAAAAAUUGACGUGGACAACAACGGCUUCAUCAGCAAAGACGAGCUCAACGAGCUCUUCAAGGCCGCCAACCUGGCUCUGCCCGGAUACAGAAUCCGAGAGAUCGUCCAGGAGCUGACCAAGAGCAGCAACCAGCUCACCUUCGACCAGUUCACCCAGAUCGUCCACGGGCUGAAGAGCUCCGAGGUGGCCAAGACUUUCAGGAAAGCCAUCAAUAAGAAGGAGGGGAUCUGUAACGUGGCGGGAACCUCCGAGCAGUCCGGCACCCAGCACUCCUACUCGGAGGAGGAGAAGGUGGCCUUCGUGAACUGGAUCAAUAAGGCUCUGGAAAAGGAUGCAGACUGCAAACACGUCCUCCCCAUGGAUCCCAACAGCAACGACCUUUUCACCGCCAUGGGAGACGGGAUCGUCCUCUGUAAAAUGAUCAACCUGUCUGUUCCGGACACCAUCGACGAGAGGACCAUCAACAAGAAAAAGCUCACGCCCUUCACCAUCCAGGAGAACCUGAACCUGGCCCUGAACUCGGCGUCGGCAAUCGGCUGCCACGUGGUGAACAUCGGGGCGGAGGACCUGAAGGAGGGCCGGCAGCACCUGGUGCUGGGGCUGCUGUGGCAGGUCAUCAAGAUCGGGCUGUUCGCCGACAUCGAGCUGAGCAAGAACGAAGCGCUGAUCGCUCUGCUGCGUGACGGCGAGAGUCUGGAGGAUCUGAUGAAGCUCUCCCCCGAGGAGCUGCUCCUGCGCUGGGCCAACCACCACCUGGAGGAGGCCGGCUGCGGCAAGAUCAACAACUUCAGCUCCGACAUCAAGGACUCCAAGGCGUACUACAGCAUCCUGAACCAGGUGGCGCCCAAAGGAGACGAGGAGGGGAUUCCCGCCAUCGCCAUCGACAUGUCGGGACUCAGGGAGAAAGAGGACCUGAGGAGGGCCGAGUGCAUGCUGGACCAGGCCGACCGGCUCGGGUGCCGGCAGUUCGUCAUGCCGGCCGACGUCGUCCGCGGCAACCCCAAGCUCAACCUGGCCUUCGUGGCCAACCUGUUCAACAAGUACCCGGCCCUGAAGAAGCCCGAGAACCAGGACAUCGACUGGAGCUCCAUCGAGGGCGAGACCAGGGAGGAGCGGACCUUCAGGAACUGGAUGAACUCGCUGGGCGUCAACCCUCGGGUCAACCACCUCUACGCGGACAUCGACGACGCCCUGGUGAUCUUCCAGCUGUACGAGAAGAUCAAAGUGCCGGUGGACUGGGACAAGGUCAACAAGCCGCCAUACCCCAAGCUGGGCAGCAACAUGAAGAAGCUGGAGAACUGCAACUACGCCGUGGAGCUGGGCAAGAAGGAGGCCAAGUUCUCGCUGGUGGGCGUGGCGGGGCAGGACCUGAACGCGGGGAAUCGAACCCUCACCCUCGCCCUGCUCUGGCAGCUCAUGAGGAGGUACACGCUGAACAUCCUGGAGGAUCUGGGCGACGGACAGAAAGUCAUCGACGACACCAUCGUUUCCUGGGUCAACCAAACCCUCACAAACGCCGAAAAGGGCACCAUCUCCAGCUUUAAGGAUGUGUCCAUCAGCAGCAGCAUGCCGGUUCUGGACCUGAUCGACGCCAUCCAGCCCGGGUCCAUCCGCUACGACCUGGUGAAGGCGGAGGACCUGACGGAGGAGGAGAAACUCAACAACGCAAAAUACGCCAUCUCCAUGGCCAGGAAGAUCGGGGCGCGGGUGUACGCGCUCCCCGAGGACCUGGUGGAGGUCAAGCCCAAGAUGGUGAUGACGGUGUUCGCCUGCCUGAUGGCGCGCGGCAUGCAGAGGGCCUAACGGAGGCACCACCCGCUCCAAAAGCACUGUUACAGUCCCCCCAGCCCCUCUAAACCAGGAAGGCUUUAUCUCAGGAGUUUUACCUCUGGAAAGUUCUUUUUUUUUUUUUAAAGAGGCAAAAAUCCUUGUUACAUUUCUUUUUCUCUCAUUUUAAAGCAAAACAUAUUCCAAAACUUUUCUGGUGUCCAUAUUAAACAGUUAAUUUUGUUGUUGAAUCAGAGAAUAUAAAGAUAGUCCAGUAAUUCAGUUUAAUUCUAUCCAGAAAUACUUUUGGACUAAAACUCUUCCAGCAGCUGAGAAAUGACAGAUUUCUAUCUUCAUCUGAAAGUUCUUCCUCAGGUGGUCAAAUGAGUAAUGAAAGUAUUAUUUAUUUCUGAACGGUUCCCAGCAGGUCUCAGGCUUCUGAUUGGUCUCCCAUCACACUCCUCUCUUUCGUUGGCUGCUUCUCUUUAAAUGUGAAGCGGGUUCUGGUGUUUCUCCUCAUGCGUGUAUACGGACACAGUCCAACUCAAAGCCAGUUUUGUAUGAAGACGCUGGUGUUGUGUGUUUCUUUGUGCGUAUUAACGCUUCCGUGUUUGCAGACUCACCGCGAAAGUUUGUUGAGCUUCUCUGAGAUGUAAACGACGAAGAGGAGGUUCAG